CACUGAUAGGUGGCACUGACUGGCGGCACUGCUAGGCAUUGACUGCCGCAACUGCUGGGCACUGACUGGCACAACCGCUGGGCACUGACUGGUGGCAGCACUGCUGGGCUGCAUUGAUGGGCACUGAUGGGUGGCACUGGUGGGCACAGGUGGGUGACACUGGUGGGCAUAGGUGGGUGGGCACAGGUGGGUGGCACUGCUGGGCACAGGUAGGUGGCACUGCUGGGUGGCACUGGUGGGCACAGGUGGGUGCACUGCUGGGCACAGGUGGGCGGAACUGGUGGGUGGCACUGCUGGACACCAAUCAUCAGGGCACUAAUCAUCAGUGCCCUGAUGGUCGGUGCCGAUCCCCGCUCUGACAACUGCCAGUUCUCGGCAGUACUUUCCUCAUGCUCUGACAGCGUGAGAAAAGUGCAGCCGAGAACUGGCAAUUGCAU
Messenger RNA from Staurois parvus, 437 nucleotides. The record is from the annotation of a GenBank genome assembly. Lineage: Eukaryota; Metazoa; Chordata; Amphibia; Anura; Ranidae.